Messenger RNA from Dioscorea cayenensis subsp. rotundata (Guinea yam), 1829 nucleotides. RefSeq names its product G-type lectin S-receptor-like serine/threonine-protein kinase LECRK2. Lineage: Eukaryota; Viridiplantae; Streptophyta; Magnoliopsida; Dioscoreales; Dioscoreaceae. The record is from RefSeq and is a predicted model, not a curated record. Bases 34 to 1611 code for a protein of 525 amino acids. Gene Ontology annotation, biological process: protein phosphorylation. The transcript has a single exon. Gene Ontology annotation, molecular function: protein kinase activity; ATP binding.
ACCAUUCACCUUGCGAGGCUUGAACCAAAUGGAAUGCUGCAUGUAUAUGCCUAUGAUUCAUUGGAGAACACAUCUAAAGCUGUAGGUAAAUUUCCAGAUGAUGAGUGCGCUGUGAAGGGUGUAUGUGGGCUCAACAGUUACUGCACGUUCUCUGGAGGAAAGCAGGUGUGCUUGUGUUUGCCUCAUUUUGAUAAGAUCAGUGAGGAUACUCAGGCUGGAUGUCACAGGAACUUCAUUUCGACUGCCUGCCUGGGUGUUGGUGAUAAUCAUACAUACUACAACACCAUGGAUGAGGUGAAGAAUGUCCAGGGGUUCACAGAGCUUCUACCUACCAUGACAAAAUUGACAAGCAAAGACGAUUGUAGACAAACAUGCUUGGAUGAUUGCAACUGCGACAUUGCAAUAUACUACGAAAAUAAUGGUAGUUGCUCCAAAAAAUCACUGCCUUUGAAGUAUGCAUGGAAAACCACAGACACAACUGAUCCGGAUAUAGUCUUCAUCAAGAGAACUGCUCACAGGAACACAACAGUUCAAGGCCUUGAUGUUGUUCCCCGUACUGUAAUCAAGAAAGAGUUCAGUGGUGCACCUCUAAUAGUCUUCGUAGCUAUUGUUUCUGGGUUGAUCAUUUCCAAUCUCGUCUUUAUUUUCAUAGUAUUCAAGUGUCAAGUUGGAAUGUGUAGAAUGAUAUGGAGAAGCAAACAGCUGGCCUUGACGGAUGAGAUUGCGCCGAGAUCUUUCUCAUACUAUGAGUUAUAUGAGGCUACUGAAGGUUACAAGGAAGAGGUGGGGAAGGGAGCCUUUGGGACUGUGUUCAAAGGCACCUUAACGAGCACCAGGAAGUUGGUAGCAGUGAAGAAGCUUGAGAAGGUGGUGGAAGAGGGUGAAAGAGAGUUCCAAACAGAGAUGAAGGCGAUUGGAAGAACACACCAUAGAAAUCUAGUCCGACUGCACGGCUACUGCAAUGAAGGCUCUAAUAGGCUUCUAGUGUAUGAGUUCAUGAGCAAUGGAUCACUGGCUGACAUCAUCUUCAAGCCUGAUCAUCAAAACAGACCUUCUUGGAAAGAAAGGUUGAGAAUUGCAUUGGAUGUGGCCAGAGGGAUUCAUUAUUUGCACGAGGACUGUGAAACGCACAUCAUUCACUGCGACAUAAAACCGCAGAACAUUCUAAUGGAUGAGAACUGGACCGCAAAGAUAUCGGAUUUCGGGCUGGCCAAACUGCUAAUGCCUACUCAGUCAAGAACAUUCACUGGCAUCAGAGGAACAAGAGGAUAUCUCGCACCGGAAUGGCACAAGAACAUACCUAUAACUGUGAAGACAGAUGUUUAUAGUUUCGGUAUUGUGCUGCUAGAGAUCUUGUGUUGCAGAAAGAACAUGGAAUUGGAGACUGAGGCAGAUCAGAUCAUACUUUCAGAGUGGAUUUACAGUUGUUAUCUUGCAGGGGAAUUAGAGAAGGUCAUGCUGGAUGAAGAAGUAGACAUGGUGGAGUUUCAGAGGGUGGUCAAAGUGGCGCUUUGGUGCAUCCAAACUGAUCCAACUCAAUGUCCUACUAUGAAGAAUGUGAUCAUUAUGCUGGAGGGGUGUGCAGAAAUCUCUUCUCCUCCGCAUCCAUAGUUGGAAUAUACUUCAAGGUGCACUUAUCUAUGUUAAGUUUUAAUGGGAUUGACUAGUUUUAGUCUUAGAUCAGUAUAUGUGGUCUGUAUAUAAGGCAUUAUAAGUAAAUUAUCAGUGUGGUGUGUGCUCGCCCAUCCAUUGAAAUGUGGAAAUAUUGUUAGAAUUGAGUGUUUGUGCUCAUCUAUCAGUAAGUACUUCUCACAGUACGCUUGCAUAAU